GCCGCGGCCAUGAGCUACGACCGGGCCAUUACCGUCUUCUCCCCGGACGGGCAUCUCUUCCAAGUCGAGUACGCCCAGGAGGCCGUGAAGAAAGGCUCCACCGCGGUCGGAGUACGAGGAAAAAACAUUGUGGUCCUGGGCGUGGAGAAGAAAUCCGUGGCAAAACUUCAGGAUGAAAGAACCGUCCGAAAGAUCUGUGCCCUCGAUGACAACGUCUGCAUGGCUUUUGCAGGACUCACAGCAGAUGCCAGGAUAGUUAUCAAUAGAGCUAGGGUGGAAUGUCAAAGCCAUAGACUCACAGUGGAGGAUCCUGUCACGGUGGAAUACAUUACACGUUAUAUUGCUAGCCUGAAGCAGCGGUAUACCCAGAGCAACGGCCGCAGACCUUUCGGUAUUUCUGCUCUGAUUGUGGGAUUUGAUUUCGACGGAACUCCAAGGCUCUAUCAGACGGAUCCCUCUGGUACCUACCAUGCUUGGAAGGCUAAUGCCAUUGGCAGAGGAGCGAAGUCAGUGCGUGAAUUUUUGGAGAAAAAUUACACCGAUGAAGCAAUUGAAACAGAUGAUCUGACCAUUAAGCUUGUUAUCAAAGCCCUUCUGGAAGUUGUACAGUCUGGUGGGAAAAAUAUUGAGCUAGCUGUUAUGAGAAGAAACCAGCCUCUCAAGAUCUUGAUCCCUGAAGAGAUUGAAAAAUAUGUUGCUGAAAUCGAAAAGGAAAAGGAGGAAAAUGAGAAGAAGAAACAGAAGAAAACAUCGUGAUGAAUGAAUUCCUAUCCC
Molecule: messenger RNA, 774 nt
Organism: Euleptes europaea (tarantolino)
Lineage: Eukaryota; Metazoa; Chordata; Lepidosauria; Squamata; Sphaerodactylidae
Gene: PSMA7
Product: proteasome 20S subunit alpha 7
Exons: 7
Coding region: 10-756 (248 amino acids)
Biological process (GO): ubiquitin-dependent protein catabolic process
Cellular component (GO): proteasome core complex, alpha-subunit complex; nucleus; proteasome core complex
Source: RefSeq, a predicted model, not a curated record